UUGAAAUUCAAUUUUGCAAAUUCAAGACUCGCAAGUAAGAAGUUACAUUUUGAGCAAUCUAUCAUAUUUUUAAGCAGUUGUAAAAUCCACCAAGGUAUAACAAGUAGAACAACAAAGAGCACACAGCAUUCAUAGUUGAAAUCCACAUCACAAAAACGUAAGUCAGCAGGUUCUCCACGUCUCAAUCUCAUUGUGCGUCGUCCUGGUGCAGUGUUGAGCGAGGACCGCACAGCGUCGCGACCACACGACGAAGACAUAAUGGAGGCCGACACAAAAGUUCCUCUCAACGAGGACGACGUCCCUCGCCUUCCAACCGUCCACGAGAAGAUGGAGGAGAUCCUUUCUCCUAUGGAUCAGGUUGUUCUAGCUGGUUUUCCGCAAGAAGAAGUAGUAGAUGCGCGUUUGCUGCAGAUGGAACGCUUUCUAGCGGAGUGUGGACCAGAGGCGCUCGCUCCUUUUCGACAACAGUGCGAGGAGCUGAUGCUCUAUGAUCAGCGUGACUUCUGCGGUACUUCUAGUACUUCUAGCACGUUGGGACGAGGAGAUGGAGAAGAUGAAGAAGGUCGUGGAGAUGUAGAUCCAAACAUCAAGGAUGUCUUGGGCUUGCUCGUAAAAGGUGACUCAGCGUUUUAAGGCUACAGAGACGAAAUAUGAAGAUUCACCAUGGUUUCUUGAUCGUUGGUGUAUUUCCUAAAUAUCAGACAAGAAGAAACUAUUCGGAUUUCCUACAUAUCAUGAAUUAUUUUUGGCCAUAUUUAUUAGAACAAGUUCUAAAUCUUGGUAGGCAAAUGCGCUGACAUAAGAGGAGUUUCGAAGCGCCAGCUUCGAGGAUUGUAUGAGGAGGCAGAGGACCAGAAGAAGGAAAACUCCGAAAAAAAGAAGCAUUCGACUACGUUGAUGUUAAGGCUUUCAUGAUCUACAUCUAUCUUCGAGAAAAAGUGGUGCGGAUCAUUCUUGAUGUAGUUUGUUCAUCAUCUCAGUUUAUUGUUAUUCAGGAGCCUGCUCCAGGGACAAAAUCAUGAACUACAUGUAAUACCUGCUCAUUCGAAAAAUGAAAAGAAAUAGUUGAAAUUUUGCGCAUCUUGAGUCGGAAACUCUUUUUGCUUUCUUCAUUUCUGAUUUCUAAAAAAUCCGCUGCAGAACCAAGACAAGUCAGUACUAUCAACAGGCUGCAAGGGUGAUCAAGAAUACAAGGUGUGGGAACAAGGUGACCAGACGUUAGUCCAAAUUGAGAAACGUAAGGCUGCUCGCAAGCAUAGACUCCAAGAGCUGGAGGCAGAGGCGCGGAAACUUGGCCGCUCUUUUGACCGCACUUUGGCAAUCAAACAGAUCGACGAGGAAGAAAAAAAUGACAAAAAUUUUGGAGGUAUCUAUGUAUAAGUUUAAAGUUUAACUACCUCCCUGUUUUUCUAACUGUAACUACACUAUUUUACUAAAACUGUAAGGAUUAGGAUUACACUUUCUACAUGUAGUAGAUCAGCUUUUUCAUCACUCAAAACAAUCGAUCCGAUGACGCUGAAAUAAUAACAAUCUGAUGUCAACAAAGAGAAGACACAACAGGAUUCCCACAAACUACAGCUUCCUGGAGGCACGACAAAACUGUGAAAGUCGUGGAGAUGACUCGAGGGCAGAUGAAAAUGACGAUGCUCGCAGAAGGCGUGAUAGAAAAGCACAAUCUGAAGGCGGCUAAAGAGCUGCCUCGGCACCUUGCGGCCGAACAUGUUCUGGAAGAGUUGGAGAAGGAAGAGUUGGAGAAGGAAAUGCAAAUGCAGAACAAGGACAUGCAGUUGGAGGAGGAUCACAUGGAUGCUGUUGAGGGUGGAGGAGCUUCAGGAGUCGAGCAAGUGGCGAAGGGUCGUCGAGGCAGUACUUCUUCAAACAAGAAGAGAAUGAGCUGCUUUGAAAGUAGUCUGAUUUUGAACGUUACAACAGCGGCUAAGCAAAACAGAGUGGUGAAGACAGAACAAGGCAACGCGGUAGUUGGGGUCAAGGAAGAAACUACUUCUGCGGGUAAGAUUGUGGAUAGCGAUAUCGCCAGUGCCAGCAAGAACAUGAUGAACAGCAUGAUCAGUACAACUAAAGAGAAGGAUCAAAAUGUCGCAGAAGACGAAUCAGCUGUUGCCAAGAAGACAUCAACCACAGUAAAAGCAGAGCAAGUCGACGUGGAAAUGACAGAUGUGCACCAGACUUUCACUGAGAACAACAAGAACAAAGACCAGCAAGAACCACAUGUACAUGUUCCUGACAAGAAUAUUCAAGCUUCUGCUCUCCUCUCCGAACGGCAAGUAGUUGCCGCAGAAAGUACGACCGAACAACAAGUCAUCAGCACGAAGAAAUUGACGAUGCAAGCCUCAACUACUUUGCAACGCCCAGAGGGACUCGAUAUUGACGAACUGCUUCCAGAACUCUCACCGAAAGUCGCUGACGGAUUCGAUGACGAUCUGCUGCUCGAUCCUGCCUUGUCUCCGCAAAUGGCAGAGAAGAAGGCGAAGAUUAUGGGGUGUUGGUUUGGUUCUCUUGCUACUUUCUUACUUUUGUAAAAACAGUACUGCUGGACCUCCUGGACCUAGACAUUGUUUCUCCUGUAUAGGCUCUCACUUUUGUCCUCGUCUAAUACCCAAGCUGCAUCGGUGACAUUUGCCAAAGCGGCAGGAGGUGAGCCAGACGUAGCCGAUGACCCCCACCUUCGUGGUCCGGGAGAACAUGACAACACAAAGCUACCAGUGCUCCUCGGUGGUCCUAGUCCGGCACCCAAUACUAGUCGCGGACAAGAUGGUUCGCCACGGCCAGUGGUUGCUCGUAUGGGGGACCUGGGAUUUGCUGACUCUAUCGUACAAGCAGCAGAGAACAAGACCUCAAUUAAGGCAUACAACUAGGCAACCGAGAGAGCAUCCUCAACAACGCCAUCCUACUUGGCUUCUUUUCAGGGGAAAACGAAAAGGGGCACAAAGAGGAUGGUCUCAAGGAUGCGACGGCGGAGGCUCUAACUCAAAGACACUUGUAGAACACGUCGAUCCUGAAGUACUCUUAAGGGUAGGUUAAAGGUGCUUUUGUUAUCGUUUGUUAUGGCUCUCCUAAGGGGGACAGCCAUAACAAGCGGGAUAAAAGAACACCAAAAACCUAUCUCUAAUACUCCGUAAGAAAAAACUCCAGUCUCUCAACCAUCGUGCUUUUGAGUUGCUUCAAAAGAUGAAUGAUUCCCAUGAGAACUUCGAAAUCAAGCUAAAACGCAAAGCAGUUCGCAAUGUCUUGAUGGAGUUCAACUCGGAGUUGCGACAAGACUACAACACACUGCUGUUGGCACAAAUUUCGGAUCGGAUUUGCGAGAAAUAUCCGUUGCCAGAAGAUUGGGAUUUUAAGUUAAGUGUUGUAGUAUCUUUUUGGAUUUUUUUAAAUAGAAGUCUGUCGUUCUUGUAGUGCCACGCUCCUUCUGUUUGUAGUCUCUCGCUUUGAGGACUACGUACUUCUACUAGAAGUACUAGAAAAGUUCACUUCGCUACCUUCUUCAAUUACAUCAGCGACUUUAUUACAUACAAUUACAUUCAUCGGUCUUCAUGAUAAAGGUAAUAUCAUUGCCAUGAUUGAUUCCCACAUGCUGAUCCACUCCUACUUUUGUUGCCGCCUUUCAUUUCCCCAUCCUACACGCGAGGAGCGCGAAGCACGAUUGGCUACGUGUCAGCAUUGUCCGGAUGGAGCUAAUAUGCAGUUGAUACCGAAGGAUGCGCCUGAAGGACGAGCGUCGAAGACCAAGAAAACGAAGCGCGUAGUUAAAAGUCAGUUUCCCCUAUUGUUACGGCCAUACAUGAUAGAUCAUCUUCUACUAGAAUAUGAGCCCAUAGCCAAGCAGGAUGCUUGCAAAAGGAUGCCCAUGCCGUAGCUCUAAUACCGGACGCAAGGAAAGCUCAAAGCACCGCGCCCUGGGUUAGCGAUAAGCAAAGGCGCGACUUUGUUUGGGCACGUCUUCGAGGAAUGUUUAUGGAAUCGCAGUGGAAGAACAAGAAUUUCUUGAUGGAACGAAGUCGCAUCCGUAAACGCAGACAGGAAAUUCAAGAACAGGAACCUCUCGUAAACCACUGUGCUUUGGCUUUGGUACAGGACGUGCGGCCCAUUGGAGAUUGGAUGCCAGCUAGUGCGGAUGACUUCUUCCCUCUGGUGCAUAAGGAGUACGAAAGACUCAAAGCGGCACAGAAUGACGUGGAGUCGGGAGGUGUGAACUACAAGCGCAGACAAGAAGAGAUGAACGAGCGCUGGCAGAUGGAAAAAUUGAGAUUGGAGUUUGAACGAUUUGAAGCCAACCUAGACGACGGGAUCGAAGCCCAUGACGAGCUAACUCGCAUUUUUUGCACUGCAGCUGAGACGGUACGUGACGCGUUUGAGUCGUCUCUUAUCCGAGUAGAAGAAGAAGUGGAACAGAACCAGAGUGUGGUGGUGAAGAGUGAACCUGGAUUUGGAAUUACUUCAGCUGAAGAUGGUGCUGCAGCCACUAAUAAAAAGCGUCCUCGUGGUAGUACUAAAAAAGUGAAACAGGAACCAGGAGCUGAAGACAAGAGCACGCCGACUCCGACACCUAGUGCCACAACUACACAUACCACAUGUGUGACGACAACAAAGUUUCAACUAUCACCAGAAGCACAAUCACAAGUGGAUGACUUAGAGCAGUUUUUGCAGAAAUUCACCGUCCGCAUGAACUUGCCUGCUCACGACUUGCUGUUAGCAUAUAGUUAAGAACAAGGAUAGUUUCAUCAAUCAGCUUUAACGUUGUAGUAAUUGUAAUAGAGAUGAUUGGGUCUGGGUGAGGUAGGUUGGAUUCUGCUUCUCGUCUUGCGGCAAUCUCUCGUGUUAAUUUGAGUCACAACUUCUAGAACCAUCCACAUGAUUUUGACUUUGAGACUAUAUCUUCUUCAACAUUGCUAACAUUACCGUGUCGCCGAAUACUGCCAUUUCAAGCUCUACCAUCACAUCGACGACGAAGAGAUCCUGAAUGGGGGACCCGGUGUGAAGGAAAAGAAAGCUAUCCAAGACAUGGUCAUCCAUCGAACCAAGACCUUCCUUCUGCGCAUCUUACACAAGGUUGGUCCAAAAAACUCGGUCUUGAGAUCAGGACGAGAUGCGGCGAUUCCUCAAUUACGAGGCGGAAUAACGGGACUGCUGCUAGAAUACUACAUCAUUGAACAAGGCUGCAUUCCUUUGAAUUAGAAGAUUGUUCUUGGCCGUUUUUCUUUGGUAACCUCGUCAACCUCUCUCUUCCUCUAAUCUCUCCCUCCAAGCCCUUGAUUCCGACCGCAGCCGCUUGUUGGGCGCAAUCUUCUGCGACGCAGCCUUCGCCAAAGAUCAACUAUGAUGCAAUUCGUUUCAUUGAACUGCCCUCACCGCUUUGCGACAAGCGACCUUGGCGCCAAGAUAAGUUACCUGAGGGAUUGAUUGCGCAGAUCGGUGCUAAAUUUAAGGGUCAAUUAUAUACUAUUUCAUCUUAAGAGGCAUCUUAUUUGAGGUCCUUGCAAGGGGAAAAUGGUCACAGAUGCUCAAGAUAAUUACAAAGAGUGAGCGUCUAAUGAAUGGAGACCGGUUCUGAAAGUGCCGAAGUUUCAAGACAAGUUCGAUGAAAUCUUCUUGAAAAACGUGCAUCACUCGCAUACACUCCCAACCUUGCUGGGAUCGGACAACUGGCGAAGAUUUUUGAGACAUCGGUUGCCGAGGGUACUUACAAGAACUGAACUGCUUUGUUCGAUUUCUCGCUCAUAACUAGUGGUAGUUUUUUUCGUCUUUUUAGAAAUGCACCAGUCAAUCUAGUACUACGCAUGACAUCUUCAGAGAUGUAGUGUAGUUGAUAAAGAAUUACUGUCCCGACCCACAAAAAACACAGCUGAAAGCGAAAUUCGGCAUGCCACCAAUCAUCGUGGGGGGUAUUCCAGCCUACGGAACCGACAACGUCAGAGGUAUUGGGACGCUGGUAGAGCUAGACAAGGAAAACGAUGACGAUGACGAAGAGCAACUGCCAUUUGAAUUGAAUGGCGGGACCAAAAUCGGCACCUCGAAUAUAUCAGUUGGACAAAUUAUGGAGGAGAGUAGAAGUCUUAUUUUUCUUUUUUUGAUUCAUCAUAGUACUUGAAUGUAGUGCCAAGAACUUCGCGCUCUUGCUCUUGGCUCUUUCGAACAGGUGUAGUAACUAGUAAAGUAAUGUAAGUGUAAGUCGUGAAUGUUGUAUUAUGAAACAAGAUCCGGUCUUCGUCUUCGUCUCCUGCCUAAGAAACAGAAGCUACAGCAGAUCUUUCUACUACUGGAUAAUCUUGAUUUUCCUACUUGUUGCUAGCUCUAAUGCACAUGGACCUGGCUCAACCGAAGAGCGCGAAAUUCCUGAAAACGAGCUUGAUCCUUACGCUGCCGCCGCGGCAGGGACCUCAACCAGUCUGAAACGCCCUAUGUGGAACACUAGUGACAGCGGCAUGGUUAGGAAGAACAAUAGAGGUGUGCCUUUGCCUGUCCCGAUCCAUAUUCCUGGCAUGCCAAGCCCUGACGAUGGAGAAGAGGAGAUCGAAGCUGAGCCAGGCGCUGAAAGAGCUGCAGCUGUGAAUGCAAAAGCGAAAGCAAAAGCGGCUGCGGCAAAGGCAAAAGCCACUGCUGGUGGUAAACUAGCGGUUGGAAAAGCUACGGCAAAAGCUAAGAGUGCUAAAUUUGGUGCGGCCUCUGCUGAGCCAGCUGAAACAGGCUCAUUUGCAGAUCCUCCUAGUAGAAUGAAAGGCGCGAAGGCAAAAGCUGGAGCUUCGAAGGCUUCAGGCGUCGAAGCAGAUGAGAACGACACACAAGGGGCUUCAUCUUCGUCGAGUGCAUCGGGAAUGACCACAGCUUUGGCGACAGUCCCAGAAGGCAACCAUGAGAUUUAUGACAGGUUUGUUCACUAUCACAACCACCCGUGAAUCUGAAUACUUUUUUCUUUUGAGACUUUCCAUCUGCACUUCCACACCCUCACCAUUCCCAUUCGCAUUGCUUCGUUCAUCGUCCCGUCGUAACGGCCAAGCCUAUGCUCAGUUCCUUAGGACUCGUUGGACCGCCAAGAGGAGAGACGGAACGUCCGCGGAAGGUUGGCAUCGAUCAUGAAAAUCGUCGAUACAAGGCACUAGGGCCUUUAGUUCAACCAGAUGGAUGGGAGGAAGACGAGCUCCAAGCUGAAGAGGAACUGCAAGAGCGUGUGGCAGAACUGCAGGAACAAUUAAGGGUAGGUUAAAGGUGCUUUUCUUACCGCUUUUUAUGCCUCUCCUAAGGGAGAAAGGCAUAAAAAGCGGGGUAAGCGAGCACCAAAAACCUACCUCUAAAACAAGGUCUCGAAGUCGCCGCAAAUCUCACGAAAGAGCAACUUUGGAGAGUUCAACGAUGGAGCGACCGAGCGCUGGACUUGACCGACUACGAGGACCAAGCACUGGAUCUUCCGCACAUUGCUGCGCAACCGUCUCUUUAUGGGAACAUUUGAAUGGAGGUCAUGUUUUUUAUCGAUGUAGUUGCUGAUUGCACUGACUGACUGAGACUUUGCCUCUGGCUCUGCCAUUUUCACAGCUCUAAACAGCAGCAAUGUGCGGAAGAUCCAGUGCUUGGUCCUCGUAGUCGGGAGGACCAAGCACUGGAUCUUCCGCACAUUGCUGCGCAGCCGUCUCUUUAUGGGAACAUUUGAAUGGAGGUCAUGUUUUUUAUCGAUGUGGGGGUGUCGAUCUUGGUAUCGCCCGCCAUCUGGUCUCUAGGGUGGUCGAGCAUGACCAUAACAGGGGCACAUACAUACAUUAUCGAUGUAGUUGCUGAUUGCACUGGCUGACUGAGACUUUGCCUCUGCCAUUUUCACAGCUCUAAACAGAAGAACUGAAGACGCAUCCUGCCAUACGUAUGUGCUUGCCGCCAUCAGAGAAACUCCUGGAUACAAAGGUAGUACAGGAUUUGACAGCACUAGUACUUUGGCCAUGUAUUUAUGAGUAUAACUAGUAUGAGGCUAUAGCAGCGAAAAAUUCGUUGCAGCGACGUGAAUGGCCAAAAGCGACUCAUCUUGCUGCAAUUAAUACUACUACUCAUGCAUCUGGGAAACAACUUUUAAGUGCUAUAAUCGUUCUUGUUCUCUUCUAUAGAUGAAGAUUAGGACAAUCGUCUUGAAAUCCUGUCCUCCAUGACCACUACUGUCUCCCACAUCAGACUUCCAUGCCUGCUGCCCUCCCUGAAGAGGGUCAUCCUACAAAACUGGUCUACCGGCAGCUCAGAAACGAUCAGAAGCAUUUCGGUGUGUACGCAAAUCCUAGUGAGCGAGAUUCAGGAUGUCGACCUUUGAAGUUAAGAUUCGGAUUUAUUCACCCACUGAUGCUCACCUGCGCGAAAGUGUGAUUAGCAUUAGCCAUAAAUUCUUCUUACUGUUGUUCCACUAGUUAGUCCGCUUAUUUUCUCUUUCGUUUCUUCUUGCAAUGGUUCGCUCCUCCCCCCGUAGCAGCUACAUCACCCCUUCUUCCACACCUUCUAACUCCCGACCGUCAGCGGAAGAUGGACCGAAAACUCUGGGACCACACCCACAACCUCCAGAAGCGCCGGAAGGAGUCUGGUUGUGCUGCUUUUUCUUGGGUCCCAGGAAAGGAAAUGCUACUACGCGAUGGUCAUCCUAGAGGGUACUGCUGUAUGACCAAACAAUUCGCCGAUUACGAAGGUAAGCGCUGGCCGUGCAACGACUCGCGUUUACCAUUGGCUUUCAUCAUCCACAAGGACGGUUCGCGAAUGGAUAAUCCAGUUUUUCAAGCACAGAUUCGACAACUCAACUUGCAAGAUUUGGAGUGGGACUCCGAGUCCAACAGUCGCACAGUGGACGAUUUCCACUGGCUGGUGGAGUUGAAAUUGACGGUGAGGGAAUACGAAGAACUCUUUGAUGGGGCGGAAGAUGGGAAGAAGGAGAAUGAGGGUCGUAAAGGUCGUAGUUGUAGUGCCCCUGCUAUAGGAGGAGGACAACAAGUCAAAGAACCGGAACUGGUUUCCAAUCGGAGCAAUCAAAACGCCACUUCUGCUGAAGAAGCCAAGAAGAAGAACCUCUUAGAGCGGGAAAUGGCAAAUAUUCACGCGUUUGAAACGGAUUUUGCCAUUGCUAAAGCACUUCAUUCAUCUGCUCUUCAGGACAUCAACAACGCCAGCAAUGAAAAGAACCUGUUCGCUAAACACCUCUUGACAACACUACCAGGCGUUGGGCAGAUUCUCAACGAGCGACUGCGACAUCAUCUCCUUGCUUACUGCUUCACAAACAGCAAUCGCGAUAAAGAGAUGGUCAACCACGCACAGCUUUUUCACGAGGAAAUGCGAGUGAAGAACAAGAAAGAGGAAAAAUUUCCAGACGAUGUCACAUUCGUUGGAGGAGAAGACGACGACGAUCCGGAGAAUAUUAAGGCCGCAGAAGAUCUUCAAGAUCAUUAUCAUAUUUAUACCACCGAGAAGAUCUUCAAGAUCAUCAUCAUAGUAUACCACCGGUCGUGUCACCGCAGAACAAGAUGAAGAUCAUUAUCAUACAGUAUACCACCGGUCGUGUCAGCCUAUUGCUGUCACAGGAAAGUUUAUGUCGUGUUUGUUCAACAAGAUCCACUUGUUGCACCUCUAAUCACUUCCCACCAUUCCAAGAGUUUGGUGAUAUCCUUCGUUGUGAAGAGGGACCUGAACUCGAAGCGGCACGUGCGAUCUACACACUUUGGCGUAACAGACGCAUCGAUGGCAUCUACGGAACUGAUGAGAGCAGUGCGGCUUUGAGGGCUAAAGGUUAUGAUGAUAUUAGGUUUUGACUAGUAAUCAAUGCUUUUUAUGCUUCAUCCAUUGUUCUUGUCAUAAAAAAACAUUGAAACAGCAACUACUAUUCUACUUAGAAAAACCUUGGUUCCAGACCCAUUCUACUCCUCCUCUAACAAUCCGGCAUCCUGACAGAAGUGCAACAAGUCUUUGCGGCUGCGGGAUUGCGCUGGACUUUCUUCGAAGAGCAUUCUGCGCUAGUGAAGAAGGCUAAAGCAAACUCGGCUGCGAUGGGCAAGAAGCCGAGAGGCAUAGGCAAAAGACUAGAAGCGGCAGAGGAGGCAGCGUACAACACGUUAUGAAGUUGAAGAGUUGUAGCCAGCACAUUUAUAUUCAUACAUAAGUACUUCUUAAAAAAGUUGUAAAAGCGUUCUUGAUGUUGUUAGACGAGAACCUCUUUACAACUUCUACUUAUGUAGUUCGCUUUAAUCCUCAAAAAAGCCGGAGGAAUUCCACGCGCUGUGAGUCUUCUUAGCGGACCGAGUCGACCUGCUGAGGUGAGUUUCGUGGACGCGUGUCCCGUACCAGCCCCGCCAGAUCUCACGUUGAUGCCAAAGGGUGCUCAGCAAAAAGCUGAAAAGGAAGCGUUAUGAUCGCCGUUUUGAACUAGUAGAAGUAUGAUGUAGUAGAAGUUUGAUGUGGAAGAUGAGAAGAAGUUUGAGAUGAAGAUAGUAUGUAGAAGUUUGAUGUUCAGAAGAUGCGAUGUAGUAGAAGUUUGAUGUGGAAGAAUCAUGGAUGUGUUGUAUCUUCUAUCUGUAUAAGUACUUCUUCUAGUACUACGAGACCACGGAUCUAUUUCUACGAGGCGUUGUUGUAUUUUUGUUCGACAAUGUAUGUAGGAGGAUCUUCACCGACCUAGUCGUAAUUUUUCUUUUUGCUCGACAAUGUAUGAGGAUCACCGAGUCGUAGUCCACGACUUCUCCUCUAAAUUGACUCCUCAGAGCCGCGGCACGAGAACGUGGAGAGUGGGUAGCACCCACCCUCGACGAGCUCAGUUUCAUGGAUGCUCAUACUAGGACAGCCGCGACAGACGAAGAGCCCGAUGACUCCUGGAAGGACAAAGCCUACAAAUCCGUAUACAUCGAUAUUUCUCCCUUUGUUGGGGAGUGGUAUGCGAAGCGAGCGCUGAAACACGAAGAGAAGAAGCAGGAGAAGGUGGAGACUGACGUUGGAGCGUUAUUCCAGCAGAAAGUCGACUCCUUGUUGAAGCAAAAAAAGGCUUCCUGUGCCACCGCGACGCACCGUAUCGAGAGGAUGUGCAGACGUGUGGGGUUGCUUUUGCCUUUGGUUAUGAGGACUGGCGAUGACUUACUCGAUAUUUAGUAAGCCUAUUGUUACUAGUACAACUAGUAGAGUGUUGAAGAAAGCAUUUGUUUUAGCAAAUUCUCUUAUGUUGUGUAUUCGAGAUAGAGCGCCUCACAUUCUUCAUAAGAUGAAGAACACACAACUCGCUUCUAAUCCAAAUUACGGUGAAUUUGCGCAACGUGUGGAGGGCAACGUGGGUCAGAUGCUAGAAACGAUGGCUCAAACGAUGCUGGAAAGAGGCGCAGCGCAAAGCCUUGCUCUGCCAACUGAGAACGAAAAGGAUCUACAACAGCGUGAACAACAUGAUAACGAGAAUGCAGAAAUGAACGACCCGAAUGAUAGCAUGAACAGGGAACCAAAUUCGGCUUGCUACGCUGAUCGUGCACUAAAGGCAUUGUCGCAUUUUGAAUGGGGUAGGACUCGACGUAGGGAUUGUACCAGCAAAUCCGAAAAAGACGACGUCGAAGAGAAACUCUUGAAGGAGUUACUAGCUAUGGGCAUCAAUCCGGAUGAGAAGGCGAAGGUAGAUGGGGAGCAAGACACUUCUAGUGGUAAAACUGCUGAAGCUGCAGGUGCUGAAGAUAAGAAGGAUGAUGAGCACCAGAAUACAGGUAAGACCACAACUACGUCUGCUGAAGACAACGAGAGGACCACUACUUCCGAACAGCACACCAAGAACACUUCUCCUGAAGACCCCAACAAUGACAACGAUAUGAACAUCGACUUUGACGCUGCUGAGCCACCACCAGUUAACAAGAACGACCAACCUCUUCUAGAACUGGGAGGACAGCUCAUCUGGGAUGCCCUGUUGGCAAAAGAGGAUCUGGGCUGCGCAAUCAAGGGCAUUCAGAAAACGAAAGAUCGCGGAUGGUGGAAUCGCAAUGUGCACUACCUAUUGGAAAACGAAAAGGCGCGUGAGGGCAGACAAGCGGAGGUCGUUGAGUAUGCCAACAAGAGGCGUGAGGAGCUGUUGAAAUUGAAAGUUAUGGAUGCUGAGUUGUAGUUGUUGUUGUAAGUACGUAGUUUGAUCGUACGUUGUACUUUGCAGAUGCGGGGACUCAGCAACAACAUGAUCAAGAAGCUUGCAACAGGAGUAAAGUUUAUUUUAUCACCGGUUCGGGUGUGAAUGACGAUGAUUUGUUUGCUGGAUGUCUACACCCUUGAUCGAGCUUGGUGUUUCUUCGUAAAGUCGUAAACAAGGUCUGAAGAGAGAUAAGGCGUAAUUGCGCCUUGCUUGCUUUCCUGCGACGUUAAAGUAUAUAAUUAAAGGGUUGACGUUAUAUUAUGGGGCAGGUGCGAUCUUUGGGAAGGCUAGUGGUAGUGAACCGGUACCCAUGGUUACCACUAGUAAGGCGGCUUCCCUUAGAUGCGAGCACCCUUCCCCUAAAGCUCCCCGCCAGGAGUACAGUAGGGGUCGGGACGCCAUGGGCAGAAGCAUCCUGAAGAAAAUAAAUAAGUUAAAACUAAAUUAGUGUCUCUUGCUUUGCGUUUCAAACGUCCGCUUCCUUUCGAUAACGAACACGAGUGUGAGGGAAAUGUUUUCUCGAUUCGGAAAGAGAGACGUAAAAACGUAACUCUUAAACAACUGGGUGAUGGGGUCUACAACUUGUUAAAAUGCAUUAUCAAUGGCAAUAUCGUCCUAAUACUCGUUCAUCUUCUCUAUCUCAUCUCUCUAACCCUCCCGAACGCGAGGAGAAAGGCCUGGUCAUCAUGCCCAGACGAAGGAUCAGACGCAAGCGGAAGAAUGCGCACAAGCGUGCCCAAGUCGCUAUCCGUAAAGUCGAACGCGCUGUAGCGAAACAACAAAAGGAUGGUGACAAAGAACGUCAAACGCUGAAGAACCAUGCACAAAGGUUUCUCCAGUUUCGUCGAAAGCGCUUGAAUCAGAUUAAACAGAUCAAGAAGAUAGAAGAACAAAAGUUAGCUCUGAAAGAUGUAGAAGACAAGCAACAAGCGAUAAAGGAUGGCGUUCUUGUAGAGCCAGAGAAGAAUCAAUCGGCUUUGGCAGUGAGGGAUGUAGCUGUUGAGGAUAAGAAGGAGGUAGCACCAGACAAGGAUGUUGUAGAAGUGGUAGAGAACAACAAGGAAGCUGCUGACUCAUCAGGGGGUGGCGGAGAAGGCACAGGAGCACUGACAUUACGGACGACUUCAUCUAUUUGUACUUCAUUUUUCCCUUACCCUUUUUAGAUAAAUACACGUUGGUCGCUGUUCUCGCGAAACUAUGAUACACACUUUCAGACUGAAUAAGCCGAUUUUUGUUCUACACCCAGUCCUCCCUUUACUUCCUCCUCUAAGCGCCCUCGUGAAAUCCGACAACUCCUCCACCGAACUGCUGGCGUCUACUGAAGUUCCGAAACUGCCAGAGUUGAGCCUGCUUGGUCGCGUAACGAACGGCUUGAUUGAUUCUGAUCGACAGAUGGCCUCGAUAAUCGAAAAACGCAACAAGGACAAAAACAGAAGAAUUCGUAUGGCGGGUCAAUCCUAUGCAUGAUUAGCAUUUUUUUCCUGUUACUGUUUCACAGUAGAUUUUAUGUCUGUGCAGGACCGCUGGUGACGCAGACGCUGAUGUCUCUCUCAGAUUCUCAUCUCAUUCAGACUCGUAGUAUGUACCUCAUUUUCCUUCAAAGGAAUUGAAUCAUUCAUCGACCCAUGUGACAUUGGUCCUCCAAAGAGAGAAGUGAAUGGAAUCACUCAUCCACAUCGACUGAAAACAGCCUUCUCCUCUAAGAUUCCCACUGACCCGAAGAAGAGGGAUCCAGUUUUGGCGCUCGAGGAUGAUGCUGUCCGCACCUUAUACGGAACCGAACUAGCUCCUCUGGGUAUGUCAAAGCGCGGCUACGACGCGGCAUUGCGGCACUUGGUUCCUGCCAAGAUGGAAGAAGAGAAAGAAGAACAAGAAACAAGCCAAGAGUUGGUGGAACAUCAGGACUUCAAAGAGCAGUGGCAUCAAAGAGUUGCGCCGCUAGUUUCGAAGAUCCAAAGCGGAGCUAGAGAUAUUAUGGGUCACGCAUUUUAGUAUAUUAGUAUUAGAUUUAAAUGCAUUGGCAUCCAAUCUUCUCCACGUACUUAAUCACAAGUUGUAGAGAAAGCCUGCUUUUAGUAAGCCAUUAUUUAUAGUUCUUGUUCUAAGACAACAAGCCGAAUCGUGCGUCUGUAUCAUAAUCAUCUUACUCUCGCUUUUCAUCCUCUAAGACUCGAAUGCGCCUACAUUAUCCUGAGGAUGUUGAACGUCUACGGCUUUCUCGCCUAGGAUUCAAGAUGCCGCCGAACAAAUCGUCGCUGCUGCGAACGGAAGACGGACUUUUGAUAGAACAAGGUCUCUCCAGACCGUUCGACCCGAUCGAAAAUACUCGGGAUAUCAUGGGUAUUACAAUUUCAUUUAUACGUAGGCUUUUUAUGCCUUAUUCUACCACUUUGGGGGGAAGGUGUGGGGCUGGAGCUUCGCUGCUGCUCGGGAGAGGAAGCGGCGUGCAAGCAGUGUGGGGAACCUCUUCAUCACCGUGAGCGGCUACUGCUUCCGCCGUAUUCAUUGGUGGCCGCCUGGGUCUCUUCUUCGGUCAAGAGCUGCCAUCGCUCCCGCGCGCUUGGCUUUCAAGGUCGACUGUGCGGGCUGUGUCGCCUUUCAUUGGUCUCAGUCAUUGCCGGCAGAAGAAGCCGCAGGAAAGGAAAAGGCAGAGCAGACCCCCAUCUCCAAAAGACGCCGCGCAGGCGCUAGCGCUGCCACUACUUCAAGGGCAUUGCCCUCAAGUGCACCAGAGCACGAAGCGGCCGGUGGGGGGGCCAGGUUAAGGUCGAGAUCACCGUCCAUAGCGACCUACGGGAAAACGCACGGGAGGGCGUGCCCUACCCGCCGCAUCAGUUUCCCCGACCCUCCCGCCCCUGCCUCCUUGGCCUCUUGUGGGCUCUCCAGUGCUCUCCCGGCAGCCACGGGCCCCCCUGGUUACCUUUGUAGAGAGACCAGUAGGGACCCAACAGGAGGCAGGGGCGGGCGGGCAAGCUGACGGGGGUGGAAAACAACCCCCCAUGUAGGCCGCUAUAGGGAGCGACCUCGGCCCUACGGGGGGCCAGGCUCUUGAGCGGGCGCGGGGGGUGAGCGGUCGGGAGCGGCAGCACCCACGCCGAAACGCAACGGGCUGGCGCGCUCUUGGCGGUGUGGGCUGAUGAUCUGGCGCGCUUUCUGAGAUGCCGCCCUUACUGGGUUAGUUGCCAGACUCAUGCCCUGGCGCUCUUGGAGACGUUGGGCGCGGCGGGCAGGCCACACCAGUCGCGGCACGCUACGAGAGGCGCCCCUCGUACUUGCUCUGACGGACGGACCGACCAGCAGCCUGGCUAGGGAGAGCCCGGUGAGCUUCUGGCCUUAGUUAGAUAGCCGGCUGCCCUUUUUGUUCUUGUUGGCAGGUGAUAGGCGUUGGGCUAGAAUGGCUUGGGUGGGGGCCUGGCUGCCGGCUCUUUAUCUUUCAGCGAUGACAACCAGAAAGGCCCAGGCGGUCGGGGGUGAGUGGUCGAAUGUGGAGAAGAGUGAGCGCGAAGCCCAUAGCGAUCGCAAAGGCAAAAGCAUGAAGGUGGCGGCGUCGCUUCUCGGGGUUUGUCAUUACUGGAAGGGCUGCCACCUGGUGAAAUCGUAGAGGGGGACCGACUUCGGAAGAUGUGCGCUACCGUCAAGAGCAAGACCAAGACGCCAGCAGAACUGGGCAGCUGUAUAGAAUGGCAGCAGGGAACGCCUCGAAAGUGCGGCGAACGCAAGCCGGCCACCGUGGCCCCCGGCGAAUUUAAUCCAAGAAACUGGAAGGGCCGCCUUCCCCGCCAGAUCAAUAAUUGACAAGACCCAGAGGCGAGAGGGCUGCACGAUGAAGGGAGGGCCAGCGAACGCACGCGGGCCCAGCCUGGCGCUUUUUGUUUUUCCAGGUGGUCUUUUACGCGAGAGAAGGCGAGCCGGAUGCUCCCGCGGAGUUACAGGCUCUGGGCAAAUUUCAAGUGGCCAAGAAUCAGACUACGUUGGUCGACCCGCCAAAUUUUUGGUUUGAUGAUGCUGACGCCGCCGGUAGUUGACAGGUGGCAUGAGCUGGCAGAAUGGUACGCAGCUGCCUCGCUGCCUCGACUGAACAGGAACAAGGGGCGCGCGGUCGUGUCUCUGGGUGUGGACUGGAGCGGACAGGGGCGGGCGGGCUGUGCGCGUGGAUCUUUAUCGCUGGAAAAUCUACAAGCUUGGCUAUCUGGCUGCUGCAAAACUUUCGCGCCGGGGCGGAGUCGGGAAAGGAAAAACUGGCGGGGCUGGAGCCCAGCGGCAACAGUUGACGCGACAGCUUCGCGCAGGCGGGUCCGCUGUGACAGGGUGCGCGCCUUUUUUUCAAACUAUUAAGGAAGGAACAGGGAGGGGGGCCGCGGGUUUCCUCGCUCGGGGUUUUCGGUGUUUUUCAUGACUGAGCCUGAAGCGUGGCGCGCGGCCACGCGCCUGCACUUAUUUGCUUCGGCUGUAUCAACUUCGCUGGGGAGCUUCGUAGUACUCCUCACGUACACAUCGUGACAAACAAACUCAAGCAAAACAAAGAGAAGCAAUCUCCAAUCAACCCAAUGCCCAGGCGAUUUCAACUUGUUCAAAGCAGACGAGAGGCGCGUCGACAUCGCCGCACCACUUUCGAAUAUUCACUCGGUGAGAUGGCGCCAAUCUAAGAUGAACCCUGGCCCGAUCCAACUCGUCACUGCUUGGGCUACGCAGCAAAGACUUCGUUUUCUCGCUUCCGGAAAGCAGGCAGAUCCUCAAUUUUAUGCUUCAAAAGAUUUUGGAUUUCGAGCAUGAAAUAGCUAGACUUUUUGCUGUUGUACUUACAGCUACAAAAAUUAGUAGCAAUUUACCAACACGAACACCACCAUCGAAGAACUACUAGAAGGAAAGCAAUGAAUUGAUACGGGUUUUUUUAUCCCAGCAAGCAGAAGAGUGCUACAUCCGUCCCUAGCAGAAUCCUAUUGCUAUUCAUUGCUAUCGCGAUCCCGAUUGCAUACGCGUAGCCCAAGACCAUUUUUUGUCUCUAAGAAAAAGAAGAAGCAGAGAAGCAGUUUCGCAUCGCAAACCGUCUUGGCCUGAAGCACGCGUACGCCAGCACCUUCGUAGAGCCACAGACAAUGUCCAUGAUGCUCGAAGAUGCUCCGAGAACUACUGAGUCUGCACCUGCAACCACAUCUUCUGCUUCUGGGGAAAAACAAUCUGAAUCGCAAGAACUUGACAAGAAAAGUGAAGAACAACUGGUGACAAUGGAUAAGACGAACAAAAUUAGUGAUGAGCCCGUAGUUGAUAACGACGGUGAUGAAGAUGACGACGAACGACCGGGAAGUGGUCCUGACGGCACAGUAACCAAGUACAAAUUAAGGCUUUUUACCCUAAUCCAUCUCAGGAAGCAUCCUUCUAGCGAGGCUUUUUAAGGGGAGAAGGGUCCUGGGAUGAAUCUCAAGAUGAAUACGGGUGAGCUCUAAACAAACGAGGACGAAGGCGACCGAAGUAUGUCCCACCACCUAUAAAAGAUAAAUCAUUGAGGGGCAGACCUUUGCUGCUCCAGCGUUCGGUUCAGACCUUGAUGCCCACGCUCUAUCGUCCAAAGAAGCGUAUUCUGGGACUAGGUGGAACGCGCAACUUGAUGGAAGACCAGUAUGGACACGCACGGCGAAUAGGAAUUACGGAUUGAUGAUGUUUUGAUCAGAUUUUGACUGGCAAGAUUUGUCUUGAUAGAAUGAUGUAGUCACUCGUCUUCAAAAGAGCCUUUUCCUCAAUCUUGUUGUGACUUAAUUCCUUCUAGAUCGCUUCAGUCUCGUCCUUUACUACAUCGCGUAUAAAGUCUACCCCUCUAAAAAAGAAAAGAAGAAUGAAAAGCAGCUGACUGAGAAGCAAAUCGUGAAAGUGCAGAAGAAGGAAAAGAAAGAGCUGAAGAUGAUGCUCAAGAGGUUAUGGCGCAGAGUGUGUCACAUUAUUUAUUUUGAGGUUUGCUACAACUAGUACUACCGAUUACUCUUACUUACUUGGGAGUAUCUAUUAGUACUCCAGAUGACAGGACUCACUAAAAAUACUGGAUAUUAUAUGGAACGUAAAAACCUACUCACACUCUCAACCACUAGAUUUUGUGAGACGUAUUCGUAUUAGGUUCAGGGCAGCUGAAACUAGCUAGUUAACUAGAUAGUUUAAAGGCCAGGUAAGUCGAGCCAAGUCGCGAGUCUCAUGGACUGGAGGGCCAAGUGGAGAUCUGAGUAGGUCCUAUCCAGCUGCUCAGGUCUCCAGUUGGCCCUCCAUGAGACUCGCGACUUGGCUCGACUUACCUGCCCUUUAAACUAUCUAGUUAACUAGCUAGCUUCAGCUGCCCUGGGCUUAAUAUGUCUCAAAAAAUUUAGUUGUUUAGAGUGUGAGUAGGUUUUACGUUCCAUAUAUUAAUACAAGCGCUUUUGGUUUUACUUUGAUUUUAUCCAUCAAUGAAACUUAUGUCUUACGACUCCUUGCCUCCUACACUUACAACUUCUUCGAGGAUCUCUAAGAACCGAGCCUGCUGCGAAAGAGGCAUUGGCCUUAAAGGAUAGGGUAGGCUUCACGACUCUCCACAAGAUGCCGCGAGGGUGCUUCUUCCACAUCGCUGCCGAGCCUAAGGACUGUGGCGGCCCGCAGUCUAAGGAGAAAGGUGCUAUUGACGUCAUUAAGGCUCGAAGAUACAUUAAAAUUUCCAAGAAGGAUGACUUUCAUUCUUCGGUUUCCUUCUUCUAGGAUAAUUCUGAAGAAAAGAAGGCAAGAAUGAAAUGGACCGACUGUUUUGAGCGCUAACGCCCUUCCCUAUCGACGACCGGAUCAGGAAAACAGGUACAUGAUUCGUCGCAUUCGCGGCAAAAAGGUUAAGACUGCGUAUACGAGAGCGCAAAAGGCUUUGCAUUUAUGGCUUGAAAGUAGAUGGGGUCGUGAAGUGAUUGUUGAAAAUGAAUGUAGAGUGCUUGUGCAUGUGCUCCUCGUCCUCCUCCUGUUCCUGGAAGCACCAGCACCAGAUGAGCAUGGUGUAUUAUUUCCAUAGGUUCUUGAAUUCCUACUAACUUAAUAUCCACGUGCAGCACCUCAUCUAACCAAUUACCAAGUCAAGAAAGCUAAACUGGAUCAACUUCGACAAGGUACUUUGGCUUUGGGCAAUCGUCAGGAUGAUCCUCUGGCUCUAGAGAAUCGAGAUACUACAGCUCUAGGACCAAAAGCACUUGAAGACAAGCUGGCUCUGGCCGACAAAGCGAAGCAACUGGCUCUACUUGACAAGUCCGAUAAGGCUGCUUUGGCUACAGGGGAGCACAAGAAACCUUCUUCGGCAACAUCCUCGCAUAACUUGGCUCUCUUGCCUUUAGGCAGUGCAUCUUCGUCUUCAUCUUCAGCCGGAGGUGAUAACACGUCAUUGGUUCCUGUGGGUGCCACGUCUCCUACGUCAGCAGCCUCAAAGGAUUCGGAAGGCUCUUCGGGGGAUGACAAAGAGAAUGAUGAGCUUACAUUGAGACCAGCGCUGGGAGCGAAUGUGCUGAUGACUCAAAAACAGCGAAACCGAAAAAAGAAGCAAAUGCAGGACUUGUUAUGGAGAGAAGUGUGGUGCUAGUUGAACUUAGUACAACUCUUACAUCGAUACCUAUUCCUGAGAAGAUCGUAUUGAUUUUCUAUCCAGGAAUGCGCUCUUCCUCUUCGUGAUUGCACCUCUUCUAAAAACCCUCCACACCCUGCACCCAACCGGUCUUGGACGUCGGGUUGGGCGUGUGAAUGGCACCAAGAAACUGCGAUCCGUCGAUCCCGACUUCGACACGCUUUCCCUCGUGUGUUUUGACGGUGUUCCUCGUGACGAGGAUGGAGCUAUCAUCGAGCGCUUUGAUCUCUUCGUUCCGCAAUGCUUGACCCGAUUGCGGUACUUGCUUAACGUGGCCUUGUGGCUGAAAGUCGAGUGUCUGCGGUUAGAACAGAUGCGUAAGGAAGCGAGCUUCGAUCAAGAGCAACGUAUCAAACGACGCGCGAAAAACAAGGAAGUUGAAAAGACUAGAAAGAAAAUGCAGGAGGAGGAACGCAGUGAGCAUCUGUAUCAAACGGCACUGUGGAACGUGAUGACGAUGCGAAUGGAAGGUGAGGGAGUAGUUGGGGAGAACAAGAUCAGGUAGAAGUUCAUCUUCAUCUUAGGUACUUUCUUAGGGUGUUUUUUUUGGUAGAGGCUGUGGCUGGCGAUGUAGUGGACAACUUCGAGGUCGUGCAACAAGUUUCAUCGAAGCAAGUUGUAUCUCUAGGCCUUUGUUCAUUGCGUCUUCGACGACGCAAAAUUUUAUCCACACAACCACCCCACAGCCUCGAUUGCGCUCCUCCCGAACUCGUUGGCGAAACACGCUUGACCAACAAAGCCUUGGACCGUGCAUGCGAGAUUUCUGAGGAUUCUCUCCACACCAUGAUCCCUUCGUUGGAUAUCGAUACUUCCUUCGCAAACCGAGUCCGAAACCGUAGGGAAUUCGCGUUAGACCGAGAAAAGUGGAUCGAAAAACGCACUGAGUUGGACCCCUUUUUGGAGCAAAGGAUGGAAACGAUGGCCGAUCCAGAAAAGGUGAAACACGCGACAACACCAAGAGUGCCGUACAAACCGCAUAGUGCGACUGCUUAUGGCUUUCUUUGUUUGUGCAUUAUUGUUGUAGGCUCUCUGAUUGCGUAGAGGUACAUCAGCUGAAAAUCUUGUUGAGCAUAUUGUGACCAGAGCUGAGCAGCUGCAGCUCUUGUGCCCAAUAUACCAUGACCUCUAAUCCUACGCAAAACACAAAGCCUACAUGGACCGCAAAAGAGAAAAUCAGGCAUUGGAGCGUGCUAAAGCUGAGGCUGAGGCUGCGGAGAAGGCUAAAGCUGAAGGACGAAUGGAUCUAAUUGAUGAACUAGCUGGAUCUGAAUCUUCUGCUUCUGAUACUGGCGGUCCAGCUAAAAAGAAGCAGAAGGUAGAUCAUGAAGUGAAGAAGGAGCAAGAUGCGUCAUCAAGUACAACUCCAUCCGCAAAGAAGAAAGGGAAAGGAAAAGCUUCAUCAUCGAGCGGAAAGGAAGCCGAAAAAGUACUUGCUGGUGCUUCGAUGAGUGCACAGAAGCAUGGAUUGAAGGUGAAGUUUGCAGUCAACAACAAGGAUGCAGCUGGUUCUCAAGAUGACGAUAACGGGGAUGUUGAUGGAGACGACGACGAGGGAGAGGGUGGCAAGAAGAAGAAGAACAAGAAGGACAGCGGUAAAGAUGAGGCAGACGGGAAGAAGCGCACAAAGAACAAGAGAAGUUUCAUCGCUCCAACUGCACAGCUCAGAUUAAGGCUUGCCUGCCAAGUCCAUAUUGAUGUGAAGGGGCAUCCGUCUUUGGCCUUGUUGACGUCCUUGUUGCAAGCGUAAUUGUAAAUCAUGGUCGAAGAUGCGCUCGUUCUUUCAAGAUGGAUGAACAUGCAUGAGCAAGGUUUUCUAAUCAGAGCACACGACUUUCUUCCUGGUGUCCGGAAGAGGCCUAGUGUUGACGAAAUCACUCCUCAUCCUGAGAUUCCGUUCUUCACGAUCGCUGAGAUCGCAGAAGAGGAAAAAGAAAAUCAAAAUUAGGGCUUCGUUUAAUCGUAAUCCAUCUGCACAACUAAAUGGAGAAGCAUCCUGAUCCUGAAGAGGCUAUAAUUGCUUUUCAAGGGAAAUAUACUUCUCCUGAAAUGGUCACUUAGGGGUACAGCAUGUUUCUCGCGAUCGAUGGAUUACUGUAGCUGUAGUUUUUAGCCGUCUAAGAAGACAAGAAACCUGCUGCAAAGGCAAAGGCUGGCGCUGUCAAGAAAGAACCAGGCUCCUCUGCUCCCUCAUCAUCGGCUAAUUCGACACCGAUGAAAGUGUCUGCUUCAUCACCAUCAGAUUCUGAAGAUGGAACAAAUAAGAACAAGAGUUCUGUUAGUAGUACAACUGCAGCUAUGAAAAAAGCUGCAACUGCUCGUGCUAAAGCCAAGGUCACGACCGCGAAGCAAGAACCACAGGAUUCAGAUGCUGGGCAAGUUUCUUCUGCUGCAAGAAGUACAACAAAUAAUAGUACUGGUAAAAAAGAAGAACCUCCAAAGAGCAUUCUGAAAGUGAAGCAGGAACCUGGUGCAGACGAAAAAGUCGACUAUUUCCAAGAAGAUUUUGAUCCGGAGACAGGUGAAGUGAAACAACAGUUACCUCCACAUCUACUACGAUCACGCAAGGAGGUUUUGACCAAGUUGCUUAAGCCGAGAGCCCCUCUGUCGCAGCGUGUCGAAUUUGUUGGCGAAUAUAACAGCUUAUGGAGAUGGAAGGAGGGCAGUAGAUCAAGUGUUCCGUCUCAGCACAUGCACAAAGAUAUUCUGACUACUGCAACAUCUACUUCUUGUUCUUCAACAAGAACUUCAAAUGCGCUUCUUAUCGCUCUCCCACUCGUACUACUCUUCUAUCACAUCUCCACUCUAAUACCCAGCUUUGUCCCCGGCGAAUCCAAGCCUGGUGGCGUGCGCAAGGUAAGCCGAGGAUGGUGGCACAGUGCUAAGAACCGCACUCGUCUGCGUGAGUGGCGUCGUAAUGUGAUUACAGGAGAUAGGUGGCGACGUAGCAGUGACGAAGAGUCCGCCUACGAAGAAGCCGUGCUGAACAGCAAGGGCAUUUCCUUGGGUUUUGCGGUCAAUGGAGAUUGCUUUUAUGAUGAUGAUGAUGAAGAUAUUGUUAUUGUAGAAUUAGGAAUUUUUUGGCCCGUCACGGGUCGAGUUUCUUGGGUUGCUCGGGUUGCUCGAGUUGCUCACCGUAAUUUUUUGCGCGGCGCCCUUCGGGCGCAGCUUUAUGAGGCUCCGAGAUACCUUAGCAGGAGCGUACGACACUCGACGCCAUGCCUCCGAUCCCUGGUUUUCUUCUUAAUGCGCACCAGAGACGAGAGUGAGUAACCACCUUCAGCUCGGGAACCCCUCCCAGCCACUUGAUCAAACACGCAAGGCAUCCGCCGCGUGCUCUAGUCUACUUACUUCGUCCUAGGCUGAGUGGGCCGCUCUCCAGAGCAGACGGGAACUCACUGCCACUCCCAGCCCCAAAAGGGACUCAUUGGCCGCGCACACAUCCGAAGAAAAAAGGGAGAGAUUGGCACCGACCCAACGACAAGCCACAGCGACACUCUCCUCCCUCAAACAAAAACCACAACGAGGCGAAGCCGUCGGCCCCUCAAUGCCGGCGCUUCAAACGCGCGCCCACACGCUACAAGAGAAAAAGCCGGGGGGGCUCGCUGGGGAGCCCUUCGCAACCGAUUGCCCCCUUCGUGAGAGAGCAACAACAAAAGCAGCCACUUCGUCACUCCACGCAGCCAAAACCGUGGCCAUACCGCCCCGCUGCGCCGCAUUCCGGUGAAGCGGAUAUCUUGCGGCAACUCGUGGCAACUCGUUCCAGAAUUGAAACCCUUCGCUUCGGCAACUCGAGCAACUCGUUGCAACUCGAGUAACUCGAAACCCGAUAUUUUACUUACUCUAUUAUUGGUUUUUUCUUUUAUUUUACUAGCAGGGACAGGCCCACUAGUCAUCGCUAGUCCCGUUAUUGACUUUGACGUCUUCAUUGUGGUCCAUAAGAUUCAUCCUACAGCCCAAUCGAUCCACAAUGAUCAAGAACUACAACUAUGUUUUCUUCUAAUCCAAAGAGCCCAUGCCCGAUCCAGACCAUGGAACCGUCCCCCAGAACCGUCCAAAGCGCAAGAAGAAGCUGAAGCACGAGCGACGUGCCAAACGCAAAAUUUUACUCGACGUUUUGGCUCGAAAAAUCACUGUCGCUAAAGCGAAGGACCGCUACCGGUGCUGGCGAGCAGCCUUGGAGCGGCGUAGGAAGCGCCCUUGUUACUUGCCGGUUGAACCGCCCAGUGACUCCGAACAAGAAGGUGGCGGAAAAGCCGCCAUAGAAGCAGCGAAAUGCGAAGCUAGACUGCGAGUUUUGCGAGUUCUGAAAAGGAAGCAAAACUCCAAAAUGUCAGAGGAGAAGAGAGCGAAGAUCGUUGCGAAGAGAGCGGAGAAGAUUGAAGAAAUGGAAAUGUUAUGGCUUAGGCUGAAAAUAUCUUUGUAGGUCUAUCGUGGUCAGUAGAUCGUGUUGAAGACUUCGACGAGCAGGACCGGCGUAGCGCCUGACAUCCCCAGCACCUGCUCUUUCUUCCCUCGAAAAAUAUUUAUUAACACCUCAAAUAAAUCUUCUAAGAACAAGAUUGAAAGGGCACCUCGAGGCAAUCCCGAAGAAGAACGAGGAUGUUUAUCAGAGGAUUGAGGAGGCCAGGACACGCAGAGAGCUCGGCUACGAGCCAGAGGAUGUGCCUGUUAUGAGGGAAACAAGGAUAUUUUUUUUCAGAAUCUGCGUCGUGCCUCUGCCAAUCAAAGCCUCCUCGCAGUAGGGGACGUUGUUGCUUGAUGUUCUUGCCUGCAGUUUCUCUUUUUACUCUGGUCUCUUACUCAUACUCUGGUCACUCGCGACACAGAACUCAUAUUUUUCUAUUCAUAAGAUAGAACUCCCCUUAAUAAACUACAAAUGAAUCGAAACGGCUGAUUCUCUUGAUCAUGAAAAAUCUUUGAUCGUCUCCAUGAUGGGAUCUUCUAACCCCAAAGUGAAACGCCGUGGUCGAAAGCGCAGCACUGUUCUCACUGCUGUUGGCAAUGCAAUGAUCCCUGGUGGAAUUCCAUUGGACGCCGUUCCCAAGAACAAGAGGGGCAGGAGUGCGGCAGUCAAAGCUAAAGCCUUAGCUAAAGCUGCUGCUGACAGGGCAGCAAAAGCCGCUGCAGCGGCGGCUCGUGGUGAGCCAGCUCCGGCUAGUAGUGCGAGGGCCUCCGCUAGUCCUAGUCCGGAAGAAAGUUGUGCUUCUAGUCCAGAUGAAAAGCCAAAAGCGAAGGCUAAAGCGAAAGCCAAGGGCAAAGCUGAUGCCAAGGCUGCUGCUAAGGGUUCUAGCUCAAAGGAUAAAGAUGCAUCACAGGGAGACAAUGAUGAGGACGAGGAGGAGACGAAGGUACUCAUCUACAAAUGGCGUCAUCCGAAACUUGCUGAGUUGGAUGGCAGACAUCAUACCGAAAUCGAUGAUGCAACGCAACUACCGCAGCAUACCGUGAUCACGAAUGACAAUGUACUUUUUCUAUUAGUGUAGAGGAGCUAAAAAUCUGUUUAUCCUCUCAAAGUAACUACUGAUUAUGUGCCUCUAUUCUACUAAACAACGAACUCGAACGCAAAUGCUUGUUCUUGUAACGCAACACGUUAUGAAAUACCGCAUCUCACUCCCAGGUUCACGGAAGGCGACGCUUUGGUAAACGCUAUGGCAAACCGAUCCACCGAAACCUCAACGACCCUGUAGAUUGGAUGGACGUGCACCUACCUUUCAGCUACCGUAAUCGUCGUGUCCCGCUUGUGCGUCGUAGGAUGGAAACUCUGUUGAUGGAAGAGGACGCUGACUACAACGAUUACAUGGAUGACGAGGUCAAGCUCUUCAACGCCUUGAAAAAAAAGAUAGAGAAGGACAGAGCAGCAGCGGAAGCAGACAAGGAGAAGGAAAAAGGUGGAAAAGAACAAUCUUCACAGAGCAACGGAGAAGACGUGACUAUGGAAGACGCAGAGAAGCGAUCAGGAGACGCUAACACGAGCACAACCACCAAUAAAACUGACGACGGAAGCAAAGUGGUCAUAAAAGAAAAAGAACGUCUUGAUACUAGUACAGCGCUGAAACAGGGGAACCCCCUCUUUGGAUGGAUAGAUGAUGGUUUGGAUAUGUCGUACCCUUCUGCCUUGCCUGACACAGUGAAAACCGCGGAAGAGGCUUCUGCACGUCUCUUAAUGAAGCAUUGUCCAACAAAACUUCUCCACGAAAAACGCACUACAAGUAGAAGUACUAGUACUACGGCUGGAACAACUCCGAGUACAACUAGUGCAGAAGGUACUUCAGCUUGUUCAGGAGGUUCAGACAACAUUAAUUCUUUGGCUUUUAUGGAGUCAAAAGUGCUGGCUCUGAAUAACGAAGUCGACCGCUUACGCCGUAUCUCGGAUCUGGACAAACGCGUGGACGAGGUGCAAAAACUGGUAGACGACAAGUGGAACGACCCGUUUUUCGAAACGUUCUUGAGUCUUAUGGCUUUUUUUCUUGAAGACUAUGCAUCUCAAACUAUUUUGUAUCUCAAGAACAUGUCCUCCGCCUUGAUGGACGAGUCAUCUUUCUCGUAAGGUCAGCCGAAGCCCCAAGAAUCUGUUUCUAUUUCGUCUUGCCGGUGAUUGGAUAUGAUCACUUGAGGCGCAAUGAAUGAAUGUCCUCCUUCUUGCUCUCCUGCUACUUCUUCUAACCGCAGCCGCGACAAAUACCUCGAUGGUUGUGAUGGUCCCUUAGGCUUCCUUCGAUUUGCAGUCGGUCACGAAUUGACUCUGGCCAUGCGAUUCAAGCGGACUAGGGUUCCGCCUCUACGGUUUGGACGUGGUGCUCGUCGAUUCCGUGGAUGGAACGAAGACAUUAAUGGAGAUGGGCCUCUUAUCAAAGGAAAACGACGUGGCUGGCGACCGAAAGCACCUAUUCUUAUGGCUUGUUGCGCUAAAAUGUACUAUGAACGACCUUCCCUCAACAAGCAACCCACCGUAUAGAUACAAUCAAGGGUUAAAUAUCCCAAUAGUAGUGAUCCGGAUCCCUCAACCUUAUAGGCUAUACGAUAGAGUAUCAUCCAACAAGAUAGAGUGAGGUUAAUAUACAUAAAGAGGGCUUACUCUUGAGGGACCCUCAGUAGCCUCUCAGGUUGUAUCAUGAACAACCAAGGUGGGACAAAGCCCUUCUAAUUUUCCAGGUAGAGGAUUCGAUGGAGAACAUGAAGCUUUGGUGUCUGUCGAGCUUAUGCAGGAGAUGGCAGAAAAGAAGCAAGCGGCUAAAGAACGGAAAGCUGCGAACGCUGCCGCUAGAAUGAAAGCCAUCAUGGAAGAGAGGGAGAAUUAUGACAAGAACGCUAUCUUCGUUCUUUAGGUUUAGUAAGCGCCGUUUGCGUUUGUGUUUCUGUAGUUUUCCGAUUCUCAGUCUGACUGUGAAAAUUGUUCCUCAAUAAUUGUUCAUUGACGUUUACUUAUCGGAUGUCGAUGUCGUGACUCUCUCAAUGUCAACAAUCCUCUUCACCCAUCCCUCUCUUCCUCUAAACUCGAGAAGAAGCGGCAUUACGUGAAAUGCUAGAACGGCAAGAGAAAUUUCCGUACAAAUACAAGAACCCGCAGCAAGCCAAGGGAGGCGCCCAAGCAGCUUACUACCAAAAUGCUUACUAUUAAGGCAACAAUAAAAAAUACGAAGAAAGCAUCCUCUUUCCUCCAUAUGAAUAUCAUCCGACCGUGGUGGGGUCUUUUUCAAAAACGGAAUUUUCAAAACAGGUGUCGGUCCAAGAAGGAGAUUAUUUAUCUCAAGGAGGAUGCAAAGCUCUAAUACUACGCGAACAAGGGUUACCCGGGAGGAACGCCAGGAGCUUCUUCAGCGUCGUCCGGAGGUAAAGGCGGAAAGGGUGGGAAAUGAAGCAAGGUUAACAGGUAGUUCUUUCGCAGGAGCACAAAGAUUUAAUAUCUAUCUCGUCUGAUCAUGUUUCGUCUUGCUGAUGGUAGCUAGUGACCAUCUAAGACGCAAUGAUGAUGAUGAUGAUGUUAAAUUUAUUUCGAAGAAAAAUAUACCAGACUAUCCGAGGAUUCAAGAAUGGUUUGUGAGUUGGAGGAUGGCAUUGCCUGUCGCGUCAUUGGUUUGGAUGUUGUGAUACUUUGAGUUUCAAUUUUCGCCAUACUGAUAUUUUUUUGGUGACAAAGAGGAACUCUGCUUAGAACUAAGUAUGAUGCGCUUAGAAACCGCACAGACAAUUACAUCUAACAUCAUCCUACUAGUACCACAUCAAGCAUAGUCCAACACAAGGAAGUUCAGAAAGUGAGAAUGGGACUUGCAGAUGUGAUAUAACUAUUGCUGGAGCUUUACCUACAUAGAACGGAAAAGAGCAUGAUAUUUAUCAGAAGUGUCUCCAUGAGGUCAUGUUGGUUGUAUACGAGUACCGUCGGUUUGUGAACGCUAGGACUGCUUAUUUUCACCCUCAAGGUGGUGCGUUUUCUAUAUAAUUCCCGGCCUGUUUCAGUUGUGCAAAUCGUGAAGGUUUUGCAUGAUUCUCAUGCGGUUGCAAAGUUGUCAAAUGUGUGGGCCUUCUUUUUCAUAAGUAACGCGAUAAGAAUCCACAUCAUUGGCAUGGUAUUCCAGUGCUGUGAUCUUUGUCACUAUGGGGCAAUGAUUUCCAUCACGUUCAUGCCGAUGAUCUUCAUACUCAUACGACUAGGGUCAUCAUCUUCGUCCUCUUCUUAUUCUUUUAACAUUUGCGGAACGGGGGAACUGGAUCGCCGUCGAUAUAAUCAGCUUCACAAUUUCGGACUUGGGUAUGACUAUGAAGAAGACUGUAUUCAUUCCAUAUUCGAUUUAGACUGUGUGUGAUGUUGAUGAAAGUAGCACUACCAAGAAGUGCUCGUCGAACAAACGCUAUUUGUGAGAUACGACGUAAGCGGAGCAAGGCAAUGGAAAUGGAUGGCUUCGAUUUUAUUUACAAUUUAGUUAGAUUAUUUACAUAGAAUUUAUUACUAUUAGAAGCACGUCAUACGACAAAAUUACUCUCACGAUAUGACUAAAACCCGAAGUCCUAGUAAUUCGAAGGUCUGCGACUGGAAAUCCACUAGUGCUCCAACAAAACGUGUUUGUGAGAUAAGACAGACUGACUCAUUAAUCCCUUGGCAGAGGCAGUCAUUUUUUUCACUACAAUCAAACCAUACAUUUUCACCACAAUUACUUAGAUCAUACUAACUUACUCCAAGAACAGGGUUAGCAGUUGAUCUUACCUAUUUCAAGUACCAAAGACGUGCAGCGUCAAGCGAUGGAAAUCGAAAUGGAUUUAGUGGGAAACAAGGAUAUUUUUUUGCAGAGUCUGAAUGAGAAUCUGCGUCGUGCCUCUGCCAAAGCCUCGUCGCAGUAGCUGUAAAUGCAAAGUAAGCCUCAGCGCUUCUACUAAUACUAUCUCUAUCUAAUUAGAUUUAGAAGAGCUCUAACUAAUCAUCUCGUCAAGCUCUUCUAUUUUUUAGUUUUUCAGGAAUUAAGAAGUUCGUCGUCGAAUGAUACUAUCUAAGUAGCAUAAAUAUGAUUACAAAGUAACGAUGCAGCACGACGACUUUAUUCCACCUUAUGUUUUUUUGCCCAUGACACAGACAUGGUUAGCAUAGCGAUAGCGUCCGAGAUCACAAAAACGUACAUCACUACAAGUUUUCGUAGCAAACAUGAGGAAUAGUCGAGUAUACUACAUGGAUCUAAUUAAAAAGUAGCAGUUUUUUAGGGAAUACCCACGGUCGGACAUGAAUCUCCUUGUCCAGGACAUAAUAUUCGGCAUAUGUUCAUUCCGGACAAGAUUAUUAGAUUUUUUUUAGAGGUACGAUAAGCAGAAGAUAGAACAAAGCGUCUAGUCUUUCAUACAACAUCACUAGUACUAGUACAUUAAAAGUAGAACACUUUACCUUUUCAUUGUCAAGCAGUAGUAGUCAAUCUUUUCAAAACAAAUUUUUGCCGCCAUUUUUCACAACAUUAAUAGUCAAUUUACAACAUAUUGACAAUAUGAUAUUGGUUUCAUCGGAAUCUGAAAGUAGUAGAAUUAAUGGAUGUUGUAAUAACAUCAACAUGAUGAACAAGUAAUUGUACAAUUAUCUGCAACAGAGAAAAAGUGGUAGUUUUUGCGAGGACGACAUGAGCAUGUGUAAGUAAAACUAAAAGAUAUUCCCAGAAUUUUUAGAAGACAACGACACUAGCCUUAAAAGGUAAACAUCAAAGGUGUUGCAUUGGCUUCAACCAAGUUGUGUAAGACCUAUGUGUGAGUCUAAAAACCUGAUCAUACGGAUUCGCGUCGACGACAGAAUUGAAUAGAAUUGAGAUCCGGGCGUUCCCGUUGAACGACAUAAAACUUGAAGUCGGAGUCUGCGGAGCAAGGUGGGCUGGAAGCUAGUAAAGCUGCGCAUGACGGAACGCGGAAGAAACCGCAUCAAAAUCUGCUUCUUUAUUCGGUUGGCGAUCUGUGUGGUGCGAACUGUCAACCUUGACUAGAAAUGAGAAUGACCGCUCAGAUAGUAC
Messenger RNA from Amoebophrya sp. A25, 30196 nucleotides. Lineage: Eukaryota; Dinophyceae; Syndiniales; Amoebophryaceae. The record is from the annotation of a GenBank genome assembly.